GCCAACAUAUACGAUUUACAAGUUACUAUUUAGUACUGCUGACAGUUUAACUUAAAUCAAGCUGAAACAACCAAAUUUGAAAACUAGGAAAAUGCAUCAAACCAGGCCCAUGCCAGCGCACAUACACGGCCAGGAAAAUAUAUCAUUUAGCAUUAACCAGAUUCUUAGUCCAGCUUCUGAAGGAUCAACCAUGGACGAUGACAAUGGCGUGGCAAGAGAUUCUUACCAGUACUGUGGUCGAAGUUAUGAGGCUUCCAGUAACACCUUGAACGAAAAGUCUAACAAUAAUAACAGCGGUUCUGGAAACGGUUACUUCUAUCCCCAGCUGGGCGGAUACUGGGGCAGUGACUUGUACAAUGGGCAGUAUUAUAAUGGGUGCAGAUUCACAGAUUAUUACCCGAAUUAUGGAGGUCGUAGCAACUCAAUAUAUGGGAACGAAUACCCACCAAACAACCACCAUGCUGAACCUGGAAGAUCAACAGAAUCUUGUGGAAAGUUCGGUUCAAAUGGAAUUGGUUCAAUUAAUAAUGACAAGUUGAGCGCAUGCUCCAACGCCACAGGUACAAAUGUAAGUGGUUCGGACAGAAACGAAACUUUAUUUCGAAGUAAUACAAGUUCAGACAACUCCCCGACAACAAAGGAUCCAGCGCAGGCACAACAGCCCUUAUCAGACCCCAACCCCCACGAUCGCCAUUUUUCUAAAUUCAACAACUGUCGGUUCCGCUCGUGUGAAGUUGACGGGUUUAACAAACUGUACGAUAAGGAGUCUCAAUGUAGCCAACAACAGAACACACUGGGGAACCAUUACAGCGGUGCUUUCGCUGCAACAAACUGUUACGGGAGCUGUUGUACAGGCUAUGCGGCGGCAGCAGCCUUGCUGACCGGCGGGCUACCCCAAACAUCGUGCGGGGUCGGAUCCUUGGCCACCCCGGCACUAAACGUCAACCCAGCACAUACAACGUUUACUCAGCAAGCAGCCGCGAUGGCCGCAGUUGAUUCAGCCGUUGCAGCGGCCACUGCUGGGUCAGGAAGCCUCCUUCGAGUUCCCAACCACCGAAGCCUCCACAGAUCUUCACUGUUAACUUCCAACUUCCCAUGGAUGGAAAGCAGACGGGAACGAAUAGCACUCACCAGAAGAAUCGGGCAUCCAUACCAAAACCGAACUCCUCCAAAGAAAAAGAAGCCUCGAACAUCUUUUAGUAGAAUUCAGAUAUGUGAACUGGAAAAAAGAUUCCAUCGGCAGAAAUACCUUGCGAGUUCGGAGCGAGCAGCACUGGCAAAGUCACUUAAAAUGACUGACGCCCAAGUAAAAACUUGGUUUCAAAACCGACGUACAAAGUGGAGAAGGCAGACAACUGAGGAGAGAGAAGCAGAGCGACAAGCUGCGCAACGACUCAUCAACCAGUUGCAACAAGAAGCGUUGGCGCGUGCACCGAUGCCGGCACCAGAUGCCAUUUGUUUGCGGAAUGCUUCACUAUACGCCCUGCAUAAUCUACAAGCCCGCCUUCAGAAUGCACAAUAACCAACAGCACAGUUCUUUCUUGCAAACCAUUCCACCCAGCACAAGCACACAGAUACGUUGCGAUGUAUAAUAGCGUCACAGCUCCUUAUGUUUUAAAACGCGAUUCCAAGUGUAAUAGAUCAAUUUACAAAAGUUUCAAAAUGUUUUCAUGUUCCGUAUACUUUGUUUCACAUUUUUCAACUUCUUCCACUGUAUUUUCCAAGACGUUUAUUGAUUAUAUUAUUUAUUCCAUGCGCUCAAUAACUUUUGCAUGGAGUUUUAUCUUUGAUGUUUUGGACGCAGCUUUUUUAAGAAUAUUUCUUCCACAACGUUUCAUCUGCUUUUAAUGUUAUCAUGAUUAUGUUGUUACGUCUUCCGUUUUGUGGGUUUCGCUAUAUAUGGAUUCCACCACAAGAAUAUAUAAAGUUAAACAACACCC
This is a messenger RNA of Ciona intestinalis (vase tunicate), 1940 nucleotides long. NCBI's taxonomy places the organism in Eukaryota, Metazoa, Chordata, Ascidiacea, Phlebobranchia, Cionidae. The record is from RefSeq.